AUGCUACCGCUACUCCUGCUGCUGGUGGUGGUUCCUUUGCUACAUCUGAGUGAAGGAGCACACACCGAUCAGAUUCCCCGUGGUUGCAAGCCACCUCUCGAUUGGUUCCCUUUCUGCAAUGCAUCCUUGCCAUUGGACGAACGGUUGGACGACAUUAUCAGUCGCUUGACGUUACAAGAAAAGCCGUACCUGCUGGUGGCUAGAGAAUCCCCCAAGGGCAACAUUAGUCGACUCGGCAUUCCCGAGUUUGAUUGGGGUGGCAAUUGCAUGCAUGGCGUGCAAAGUCGCUGCGCUCCAGAUGGCCGAUGUCCCACAAGUUUCCCCAAUCCAAACUCGUUAGGUCCCACCUUUAACAGGACCAUUUGGAAAACCAUGGGAACGGCUAUUGGCUUGGAACUGAGAGCUCUCUGGCUGCAAAAUGUAGGAGAAAAUCACGAUGAUAGAAACCUUCCUCACAUGGGAUUGGAUUGCUGGAGUCCCAAUCUCAACAUUGUCCGAGAUCCUCGCUGGGGACGCAAUCUGGAAACGCCAUCGGAAGAUCCAUUCUUGGUGGGUGUCUUUGGCACACUGUACACUCUGGGAUUGCAAAACAAUUCUCAAGUGGAUGAUCGCUAUUUUCAGGCGGUUGCCACUCUCAAGCACUUGGACGCCAACUCGCUAGAAGGUCCGCAUUGGACUCCCGACGGAAAAUGGGAUAAAAAGCACGGAAAUAUUACCCGUUAUUCGGUCAAUGCCAAAAUAUCCAUGCAUGAUUGGGCUGCCUCGUAUCUCGCAGCCUUUCGACAAGCCGUCGUGGAAGGAGGCGCCGCGGGGAUCAUGUGCAGUUACAACCGCAUCAAUGGCGUUCCCGCAUGUGCUCACGAGUACUUGUUGCAACGGGUCGUUCGACAGCAGUGGAAGUUUCGUGGCUAUGUCACUUCGGAUUCGCACGCGUUGGAAAAGAUUGUCACGACUCAUCACUACGCCAAAGAUUGGCCGGAAACGGUUCAAUUGGCUCUGCAGGCGGGCUGCGAUAUUGAAUCGGCGGCAUGGACCAAGGGCAAUAUGUUUGCCACUGGAGGACACUACAUUGAUGAAGUCCCCAGUGCUGUUCAGAGCGGUCUGAUUGACGAAGAGCUAGUGGAUCGGGCGCUUCGGAAUGCCUUGGGAGUUCGAUUUCGAUUGGGACUCUUUGAUCCUAUCGAGGAUCAGCCAUUCUGGAACAUUCCACCGAGUACUGUACAACAGCCAGAUCAUGUCAAGUUGGCCAAGGAGGCUACUGCUCAAGGUCUUGUCCUGCUCAAGAACGACAACAAGAUUGUUCCGAUUGACCCUACCAAAUACUCCAUUGCAUUGAUUGGACCUCACUUGUACGACAACAUCACCAUGGCUGGGAACUAUCUCGGACAACUUUGUCCCAAAGACAAUCCCAGUUGCGUCACGACCUUUCAUGCUGGAUUUGUCGAGGCCGUCUCUAAGUAUCAAGGCAAGGGACUCGGCGCCGCCAAGGGUUGUUCGGUGAACGGUAACGACAAGACUGGCUUUGCAGAGGCCAUUGACGUGGCCAAAAAAGCAGACGUGGUGAUUUAUGUCGGUGGCAACAAUCUUCACAUGGAAGCCGAGUUUAUUGAUCGUCCCGACAUUCGGCUGCCGGCCAUCCAAGUCGAACUUUUACAAGAGAUUGCAAAAGUGAAUGACAAGAUUGUCACCGUUCUACUUCACGGGGGCAUGAUUGGAUUAGACGCCAUCGUCAACCAGGCAGCAGCGGUGAUCUCGGCCGGUUACCCUGGCCGAUAUGCUGGUGAAAUUCUGCCGGAUGUUCUUUUUGGGAAGAACGCCAGAGCAUGGGGAAAAUUGGCCAUUACGUGGUAUCACGAUUCCAUUCAAGAAGACCUGAACAUGCUGGAUUUUUCAAUGAGCCGACCACCAGGACGCACUUAUCGCUACUUUCAAGGCACCCCUCAGUAUCCUUUUGGUCACGGACUGAACCCUUUGACUUCAUUUGACUUGAGCAAACUGGUAGUCCACAAGGGCAAGGGCAAACAAACACUGGCGCUACAAACAAACGUCACAAACACGGGAAGUCGUCCAGGGAGCGAGAUCGUAAUGGCAUUCUUUUCGCCACCCAGUACGCUCUCGAAGAGGCAGCCAGCUUCGAAAUUGCGGAAACAGCUAUUUGGUUUUGAACGGGUGCAUCUACAGCCGACAGUAUCUCGAACAGUUGCAUUUGAGAUAUCGCCAACUGUGUUCCAGCUGUACGACUCGGACGGGUUGCAGGUGCUGUUUCCAGGCAAGUACUCCGUUACAGUGACCAACGGUGUCGAUGCCGAAGAGCAGAUCUCGAUCCUUAUCGACAAACAGCACAACUUGAAGGUCUUGCAUGGACCUGAUGAGUCGGCAACGCAAUGA
This is a messenger RNA of Seminavis robusta, 2388 nucleotides long. The record is from the annotation of a GenBank genome assembly. NCBI's taxonomy places the organism in Eukaryota, Bacillariophyta, Bacillariophyceae, Naviculales, Naviculaceae.